Molecule: messenger RNA, 7205 nt
Organism: Nomascus leucogenys (northern white-cheeked gibbon)
Lineage: Eukaryota; Metazoa; Chordata; Mammalia; Primates; Hylobatidae
Gene: ZC3H10
Product: zinc finger CCCH-type containing 10
Molecular function (GO): metal ion binding
Source: RefSeq, a predicted model, not a curated record
CCCGCAUACUUCGUACACCAUAGAGUAUGGUUCCGGGUCUGGUGGCUAGAGCGUCACUUCUUCCGCAGGAAGCGGAAGAGCGAGCGGGUGGGCGGCUCUUUGUCGAAGCUAGAGGACCGGCAGGCGGCAGCAGCAACUACGGCGGCGGCGGCAGAACCCAGCAGUGAUGUGGAGGUGGAGACCCACAGGAGCCCCGGACUUCACCUGAGCUACCUCAGUGGUCACCAAGAGUGGCAAGAUAAAGAAAACCCUGAGUUGGGCGGGACCAGGAUGCCUGACCGGGACAGCUAUGCCAACGGUACCGGGAGCAGCAGUGGAGGCCCUGGAGGUGGUGGCAGCGAGGAGGCCAGUGGGGCAGGGGCAGGCAGUGGCGGGGCCAGCUCAGAUGCCAUCUGUAGAGACUUCUUGAGGAAUGUGUGCAAGCGAGGCAAGCGUUGCCGAUAUCGCCACCCAGACAUGAGCGAGGUGUCCAACUUGGGGGUGAGCAAAAACGAGUUCAUCUUCUGCCAUGACUUCCAGAACAAGGAGUGUAGCCGCCCAAAUUGCCGUUUCAUCCAUGGCUCCAAGGAAGAUGAGGAUGGCUAUAAGAAGACAGGAGAGCUUCCCCCACGGCUCAGGCAGAAAGUAGCAGCUGGCCUUGGCCUUUCACCGGCUGACCUACCAAAUGGCAAGGAGGAGGUCCCUAUCUGCCGUGACUUUCUCAAGGGUGACUGUCAGAGAGGAGCCAAGUGCAAGUUCCGUCACCUGCAACGGGAUUUUGAGUUUGAUGCUCGGGGUGGAGGAGGCACUGGUGGGGGCUCAACAGGCUCAGUCCUCCCAGGACGACGUCAUGAUCUCUAUGAUAUCUAUGACCUUCCUGACAGGGGCUUUGAGGACCAUGAGCCAGGCCCAAAACGCCGGCGAGGUGGAUGCUGCCCCCCUGAUGGCCCUCAUUUUGAGUCAUAUGAAUAUAGCUUGGCUCCAUCGCGAGGGGUGGAGUGCAGACUGCUAGAGGAGGAGAAUGCCAUGCUCAGAAAGCGGGUAGAGGAGUUAAAGAAGCAGGUCAGUAACCUACUGGCCACCAAUGAGGUAUUACUGGAACAAAAUGCUCAGUUCCGCAAUCAGGCCAAGGUCAUAACCCUGAGCUCCACUGCACCAGCAACUGAGCAGACUCUGGCCCCCACUGUGGGCACUGUCGCCACUUUUAACCAUGGCAUUGCCCAGACUCACACUACUCUCAGCAGCCAGGCUCUACAGCCUCGUCCAGUGUCCCAGCAAGAACUGGUGGCCCCUGCUGGAGCUCCAGCUGCUCCCCCAACUAAUGCUGCACCUCCUGCUGCUCCACCACCCCCACCCCCACAUUUGACCCCAGAGAUCACGCCACUGUCAGCUGCCCUGGCUCAAACAAUUGCCCAGGGAAUGGCACCCCCACCUGUCUCCAUGGCUCCUGUGGCUGUAUCUGUGGCUCCUGUGGCCCCUGUGGCUGUAUCGAUGGCCCAACCCUUGGCAGGAAUCACAAUGAGCCACACCACCACUCCCAUGGUGACUUACCCUAUCGCUUCCCAGAGCAUGCGCAUCACGGCCAUGCCACACUGAUGGGGCUAAUGGACACUCCCCUGGUAUAGCCUCCCAGGGCUGGGGUCAGGGGGCCCUUGCCCGCUCACCUAGCCUUCCCCAGCCCUGUCUGAAGGGCUCCCUUGAGAACUAGGACAAGAGACUACAAAGAGUAUGUCCGGAGGAGGGGUUGGGAUGGUGUGUUUUCUCUCACCUCCCUUUUAUGAGGGUCCUCUUGUCCAUCUUCAAGCCUCACAGUGGGGGCUUGCAGAGGAGUGCAGACUGAAGCCAGCAGAGAGGAAGGACUGACUGAGGGGCUGUGUCCUCUUACGGGAAUUUGGGAACAUCCCUCGUCUUGUCCUCUCUUCUGCACAGCACAGGUUCCAGCACUGGUUUUGAAAGAAAAAAAUACCCUGCCCAGAGGGAAAGCCAGGAAAGAUUGGGAAGUGGGUGGUUAGGAGAGAAGGCCUGAUAGGAGCCUUCAGACAAUUUGGGUCCUAGCUGGUUGGGUUGGACAAUACAGGAAUUGCUUCUGGGCCCUGGGAAAGCUGGGACCAUAGUGCUCCAGCCCAAAGACUAGCGGAGCAUUCAUUACCCUAGUUUGACCUGAAAAUCCAUAGGGCAGGGCCCACUACCCAAAGAAAUAAAAGAACAAUUAUUUUUAACAAAUGGAGGCAGUGAAAACUUGCUUAGAUAUUCUGUGUGGAAGAUGGGAGCAGUAAAUAGAUCUCAUGCCAAAAUGGGAUAAAGACCCCAGCCUCACAUAGCUUUGGUAAGAUGGAUAGAAGCCAGUGAAGAAGGGUAGGGACCCAGAACAAGACCAAAUGGGGCUUUGGGGAAGGCACUUUAUGGGGUAAAAGCUUUGGAGCCACCUAGUCUAGUUUAAAAAUAGUCCCAUCUGUUUUUGGUCUCUGUCUGUAUGUGCUAUUCCCAGGUUGCCUUAGUAACCAGGGCUCCUAGGGUCAUUUAGCAGGGCAGGCAGUAAGGAGAGUGUAUUUGCUGAGAAAUGGGGAUGGGAUGUUACAUAGUUGACAGAUCCUUAUUCAAACAGCAGGACAGGUGGAGUUGAUGGCAAUUGCCGCUCAGUUGAUGGCAGUUAAUGUCCCUCCUACCCCACUCCUUCAGUGGCCAGUUCCUUAAGCCUUCAAGGCUUGGGAGGUCUGCGAAAAGAGAGUCCUUCUAGGGACACAAGCCUCAGGGUCCAUUCCUUUCCUCUGUCUCCACAUAGGACCAGAAGUUUUAAAUCUACUUAAGUCAGUAAGGCCAGGGGCCCCAAUAAUCAAACCUCACUUCCUCCUCAGCUCACGGCUGAUGCAGGGAAAACAACUCAGGUGUCUAGUCUAAUGGGACAGUAGAUUUGGGGGUAGAGAGUGAUCCUGGAUUGUGUUCCCCCUCAUCAUAUCUCCUGCUACCUCUUGCUCUCUCAUCUGGUUGAUCACUCAGGUCACAUCUGGGAUUGAAGAUGGUGGGCUAGGUCAAGGCCAGUCAUUAAAAAAAAAGCCUGAAGACUAAAAGUGGGCUAACAUUGUGGAUUUUAGAAACAACACAUUGAUAAGCUUAAUGUUUUUUGGGACACAAUUUUUUUUUCUUUUUUUUUUGAGAUGGAGUCUUGCUCAGUCAUCAGACCUGAGUGCAGUGGUGCAAUCUCGGUUCACUGCAACCUGCGCCUCCUGGGUUCAAGCGAUUCUCUUGUGUCAGCCUCCCGAGUAGCUGGGACUACAGGGGCCCGUCACCACGCCUGGCUAAUUUUUUUAUUUUUAGUAGAGACGGGGUUUCAUCGUGUUGGCCAGAAUGGUCUCGAUCUCUCGUGAUCUGCCCGCCUCAGCCUCCCAAAGUGCUGGGAUUACAGGCGUGAACCACCGUGCCCGGUAAUUCUAGACUAUUAAAAGAGAUGGUUUAAGAGCAUUUAGAGAAGAAUGUAACCAUAGAUACCAACAUGAAUUCUCAGUCAAAUCCUGACUGACUUUAUUUCCUCCUUGCCAAGUUAUCUCCAAAGAGGUAGAUUUGGGAAACUUUAGACAUUGUAUGUCUUGUAUGUAUUUACUCCAGCUGAAGACCACCAAGAAUACACCUGGUAAUUGAGCAAGUUGGGUUUAAUGCUCAUUGCAGUGAGGGGGAGGGCUCACCAUUGGGGAUAAUGUGGUGUGUCUCAGCAUGAGGGUGUUAGGAACGACUUAGAGAACUUAGACUUUGGUUAAGUGAUUUUGGGGAAGAUUCAAGAAAGUGGGUGUUCUUUUGGAUUGGGUGCUGUUAAGGGAAUCCAGGAUAAUUGGGUAGCUUGUCUAGAAGAAGGGCAGACAAGUGAACCUAAGCGCAGUCGAUGAUGAAGUCACUCACUAGCUGGGAAAGGGGAUGUUUGCCGUUUUGUGGUUUGUACAUUGACCUUGUUUUGUGCUUAAACAAAAUUGUGUAGUGAUUUUGUUUUUUGUCUCACUUCAUCGCAGUUACUGAGUGACCUUGUCUGAUGCUGGUGUUUUGUGAGAUUGUUUGUGUUCAAGAGAACUCAUUGGCUACCUGUGAGCACCAGGUCAGCCCUAACAGCUCUGAAGCCUGGCUGUGUCAGGCCAGUUCCCAGAUUACAGGAGCUGCUUUCCUCUCUCUCACCUGCUAAGUCAUCACAGAUAAGAGGAAAAUUAUGGGUCAGUUAAUAGUAGCAUUUUUUCCAUGCAAAUGGCUCUGGUUAAAAAAUAAUGAGAAAGAAAUAGUAGCAUUUGGUGGAAUCAAACUGAACACUUGUACUUAGUGUUGGUUAGUGCAUUUGUGUUAGAGAAAUCUCUGUUCUCUGGUGAUAAGCCCAAGGGCUAUGUUUUCUUGUAAAAACAAAAAACCCAACUCGGGUAAACAUAUAAAAAACCCAUUUAUCAACAGUAACACAGGAAGAGCUAAAUAAUAUUCAAAGUGUUUGUAACUUGGAUUGACUAAAACACUGGAGCACUCUCACACUAAAAAAUUGCUUAGAUCUUGAACUAGUCUGAGGAACAACGUUAGAGAUCCAUAUUAGCAAUAAUUCACAUGAGAACAAACUAGGACUUCCAGUUGGCUGCAAAAAAAUAGAAUCUUAGCCCUCAAGAUGUCCGUUUAUAAAUAUUUAUUAAGAGCCUGCUCUGUUCUAGGCAUCUUUCUAGGAGCUCCAUAAGGGUAGUAGAACCUUGGUAAUAGAUUACAAAUACAGCAGUUCUAUGUUCUGCCUAAGUGUAACCACUUAGUGUGUUGUUCUAAAUGUAAUUUUUAAAGAAGGACAUUGAGAAACCAAUGUGUUGCUGGAAAAAAGAAAAGGCUGGCAAGAGAAAGCUUCAAAUAGAAGUCUUCAAAUAUUUGAAGGGCUGCCCACUGGAGGAAGAUCCUGUUUGCUACACAGGAAAUAAAAAGGGAUUUCUAGAAUAAUGGCUAAUUUUUUUUUUUUUUUUUUUUUUUGAGACGGAGUCCAGCUGUGUGGCCCAGGCUUCAGUGCAGUGGCGCGAUCUCUGCUCGCUGCAAGAUCCGCCUCCAGGGUUCACGCCAUUCUCCUGCCUCAGCCUCCAGAGUAGCUGGGACUAUAGGUGCCUGCCACCAUGCCCGGCUAAUUUUCUUUUUGUAUUUUUAGUAGAGACGGGGUUUCACCGUGUUAGCCAGGACAGUCUCAAUCUCCUGACUUUGUGAUCCUCCCACCUCGGCCUCCCAAAGUGCUGGGAUUACAGGCGUGAGCCACCACACCGGGCCGGCUAACAUUUGUUGACUGCUUAAUAUAAGCCAAGGCUCUGUGCUAGGCACUUUACAUGCAACUUCUCGUUGACACAAUGAGUACUAUUUUUGUACCCAUUUUACAGAGGAGAAAGCAGGCUUAAAAAGUAACCUGCCCAGGGUUCUGCAAAUAAGGAAUGGGGACAGGAAUCUAUUCAGGCAGUCUGACUCUAGACUUCACAUAAGAAAGUUCUAAUGGUACAGCCAUCCAACAAAGCUACUUGGCAGUAAUUUUUUUUUUUUCUUUUUUUGAGACGGAGUAUCACUCUGUUGCCCAGGCUGGAGUGUAGUGGCGUGAUCUCGGCCCACUGCAGCCUCCGCCUCUCGAGUUCAAGUGAUUCUCCUGCCUCAGCCUCCCAAGUAGAGUAGCUGGGAUUACAGGCGCAUGCCACCAUGCUCGGCUAAUUUUUGUAUUUUUAGUAGAGACGGGGUUUCGCCAUGUUGGCCAGGCUGGUCUUGAACUCCUGACCUCAGGUGAUCCAUCUGCCUCGGCCUCCUAAAGUGCUGGGAUUACAGGCGUGAGCCACCGCACCUGGCUUUGCAGUAACUUUUGAGGAAUAAAGAAUACGAAAGGAAUUUCCUCAAAUCUUGUUGCCCUUCCCUUCUUUGUGAGCUGAGAUCAGAGUGCUGUAUCUCACCCUCUGCCUCUUGGAGGUGAUUAUGGUUUACAUAUAAAUGUAGAUUGCAAGUCCAGGAAGUUUACUCUCUCUCCUCCUGUAGGCCUCAUCCUGUAAGACACUUCCUCUAACAAAUGGCCAUCCCUUCCUGUUGUCCACUUACUGCUUAUCACCACCAGGUGGCACCUGGGCAGCAGAAUUGUCAGUGGGCGGGGACCCACCCUGUUUACUUGUGUUGGUAACUGCAUUGCAGCUGCUGAUCCUGUGGCUCCUGGGCCCCAGCUGGGACAAGAACUUCCUGAGGAUGAAGUUUUAUCCCCUAUAUAAUUUCUGAUAAUCUGGAUGAGGUGAGGAAGGGAGAAGUUUGGAAAAGAACCUCCAUAGGUCACCCUCUCCAUUCCCCCAUUCUCAGGAACCUCCUCGCCUACUUCAGUGCUUGGCAAAUUUCAGUUUAUGAACCUCUCUAAGGUUCAUCCAUGUUGCCUCUGUAGUUCUGCUUUAUCAGUUGGUGAGCAGAUCACUCAUAAUUCCUCCAAGUUCCUUGUUUCCCUUUUCUGCCUGCUCACCUCUGGGAAUAUGGAGGAUACAGGAGACAGAAUAUUGUUUCUUAAAUAGUUCUGCAAACUGAAUGAAGCAGUCGAGAUACUGCUAGCCCUAGGGAAGUAGAGAAAAGGAAGUGAAAAAGUUGAAGGGACAGAGGCUGGGCAGGGACAGGUUUUAAGCAGCUUUGGUAAACACAGGCUGAAGAAAUCUAUGCCCUGCAGAAGCAGAUAAAAUUUAUCAGCUGCAGGCCUCAUCCUGUAAGACACUUCCUCUAAGAAAUGGCUAGUUUCUCCCCAAUGACCAACCCCAGUUCUUCUGCUGCAUCUGACAGAUUUACAUAAUAUGCCCCAUAUGUACUGCAUUAAAAGGUAAUCAUCUUAUGACCAACACUUCCCUCAUCAACUUCCAAUUAGCCUAGUAUCUAGAUCCUAGGACAACACUCCAACUCUAAGGCCAGUUAACUAGUAACAAUAGUCAUCGGUGUACCCUGCACUUUUUCCUUCCUAAACCUACACCGUACACUGUGGGACUGCAUUAAUUCUGCACCUGACUGUAUGGCAAACCUUCCUUCUAACUCAGGCAAAUGUGAAAGGGAAUUGUCUUUCCCUUAUUCUCGAUCCCUCAUUUUAGUGUCCUAGAAGUUCUUCAGGGUCAGAACAUUCUUGGAAAAUGUAAUAAUUUGCGCUGCCUCCCUCCCUUUUGGAGCCAACUAGUCUUACAUCCAUCCUCUAAGAUAGAGAUGACUUACUCUUGGAAAUUUCCAAAAAGAAAUAAAGCCUCACUUUCUAUUCA